Messenger RNA from Penicillium macrosclerotiorum, 1035 nucleotides. Its product is annotated as ATP11 family protein. Gene Ontology annotation, cellular component: mitochondrion. The transcript has 2 exons. NCBI's taxonomy places the organism in Eukaryota, Fungi, Ascomycota, Eurotiomycetes, Eurotiales, Aspergillaceae. The coding region runs from base 1 to 1035 and encodes 344 amino acids. Gene Ontology annotation, biological process: mitochondrial proton-transporting ATP synthase complex assembly. The record is from RefSeq and is a predicted model, not a curated record.
AUGGCUACUCUCCGCCUCCAGGGAUUCCAGUCCGUCCUCCGCGGAAGGUCCCACAUCCUACGCAACCAGCAGCGUCGCUGGGCACAGGUGCAUGAUGUUCGGUUCCUAGCCUCUCACCAUGACCCGAAGCAUGUGCUGGACAAGUAUCGUGCCAAGCUGGACCAGAAGGCCAAGCAAGAGGGCCAUGACUCCAUUGAUUCCCUGAAGGAGGCUUAUGGCGAGAAGAUCCAAGACCUUCGUCGCCAAGCAUCCACCGCCGCGACUCCAGAGCCAGACGCCCCUACCUCCAUACCCAAGUCGACUGUUUCAGGCACCGCGCCUGCUUUUGAUCCUCGGAAGAAUCCCUCGUCACCCGAAAAGGCCGCCCGUGAGGCGUCCGACAAGCACCCCAUCAAACCCCUCAGCACCUGGCUGGACGUCGAUAAGAUUCGCUCCCUUCCUGCGAAGGAAGUUGAGGCGCUCUGGCGCCUCCGACACGCCAACAACCCGACUGCCAUCUCUGCCGUGAUCCCGGUCGAAACCUACAAGCGCAUUGCCGAAGCCGCGCGCCACAACCCCCAAUUCAUUCUCCCGCUCCCUCGGCAAUCCGCCGAGGCUGACAUGCAAACACCUGAGGGCGAGCAGGCUCAGACCACCGCCGAUAUUCAUUUCUUGCAGUGGGCCUUUCACCCCCCGGCAAACGAUUUCGUCCCAACCUCGAAGGACACCAUGAACACUCAUACUUCUACCGUCAUCUUCACCCAUCUUGGCGCUUUCAAGAUGCAUGGUUCCUUCGCCCAGCCCCAUACGACGGUCACCCAUUACUUGGACCUGGCAGAUGAUAAGGGCCUGGUGCUGAUGCAUGGCCAGGUCGUGCCAGACCGAGGAGUGUCAACCACCGAGGCGACGUGGUUAGUGAGUGGCGUGCAGCGAUUCUACGACUUUGGAGGGCAGGCCAGUGGUCGGAAAGGCGAACUGGUGCGCAUGUUCACCCGGGGAGAUGUGGAGAAUUUCAAGGUUGAAGAGUUGAUGGAGGAGACGGAGAAAAUCCACUAA